Molecule: messenger RNA, 11310 nt
Organism: Adineta steineri
Lineage: Eukaryota; Metazoa; Rotifera; Eurotatoria; Adinetida; Adinetidae
Source: the annotation of a GenBank genome assembly
AUGUUAUGGUCAAAUUAUUUUCCUAAAUAUUCAAUGCCUCGUUAUCGUUUUCAAGAUUAUAAACCAUAUUAUUCAACAAUAUCUCGUAAUGCUGUAUCAUUAUCACCAUAUCGUAAAACACAUUAUUUAGAUACAUCGGAUGAAGAAAUAAUUAAAGAAGAAAUUAUCGAAAUAACCUAUCUUGAUCAUUAUCCAACAUUACUUGAACGUUGGGGUGAUGAUACGAAAACUGUGACUCGAGAAGAAGGUGAAUUUAAAAUUGAAGAUUAUGUAGAAUUUGAAGAAAUUGAACCAACAAUAACAGAAGAUAUAUCUUAUGAAAUAACCUAUUCAGGUGAUAUUAUUCAAUCAACUAUAGAAACUCAUCAUACACGUUCGGAAUCUCGAAACUUUCGUAAAAUUAAAAAACGACGUACAAAACGUAAACGAACAACAAAAUUAUUUAAUUUAUCAGAUAAAAAUAAUUCAAUCAUUCAUACUGGUGAUACUAUUAGUAAUCUUAAUCAGAAUUUAUCCGGUGAUACACAACGACAACAACAACUAACUGAUGAUACUCCUACGCAUGAAAUUAAUCAUUCAGAUAUCAAUGAUGAUCGAUUUGUUCAUAUCGUUAAAAAGACAUCACAAGAAUCGACUGAAAGAAAUAAAGAUUCGUUAGAUAAAAUAAAAGAACAAACGAAUGAAUCACAUACAUCAUCUUUUAUAUCAACACAAAAAUAUGAUAAUCAUGAACAACUCAUUUCAAUAUCAAAAUCAUCAAUCAAUCAAUCAAAUAAAGAUCAAACAGAAUCCCAGUUGGAUUCCAUAAUAACAAAAAUUAAUCAAAAGAUUGUUUCGGAUGAGAAAAAAAUAGAUUCGAUUAAAACUCAACCAUUAAAUAUGCACAAAAUCGACGAUGAUAUUAUUAAAGAAGAACUUAAAUUACGAUCAAUCGAUGAAGAAAAUAGGUCUCAUAAUGAAUGCAAUCGUCAAUCAUUAACUCCGACUGAACAAGCAAUCGCGCAUAGUCAUAAUGAAAAUUUUCAAUCAUUUUUAAAUUCAGAUAUAUCAAAUUCAGUCAAAGAAAAUAAUAAUUUAUUUACGUAUAAAACUAAAUCAAAUGAUUCAUCUAUCGAUAUUACUCAAAAGACGAAGUCUAUUCCGAUGCAAUCAUUAUCGAACAUGGAAGAACAGUUCAAUUCAACCAGAACUGAACAAACAUCUAUAGAACCUACAACGGCAAUCAAUAAAUUAAAAGCUAAUGAUGAUGAUGCGAAUGUAAAACUUUCGUCAGAUUCUCCUGUUAAUAUAGUUCGUCAGAUUAAAGAUACAACACUUCCUAUUCAUCAUGCAUCAAUUGAACAUACCAAACAAGAUGUUACUAAUUCAACAAAUAAUUUAUUAACUAAAACUUUUUCUUCGAAUGAAAUGAAACAAGAAAACAUUUAUGAAGAUAAAACAAAUGUCAAUGAUUCUAAACAUAUUCUUCCUACAUCAACUACAUCUGUCAUACAUAAAGAUAUUAAAUCAUCAUCGAAUUCUUUUACAAACAAUAUUCCUACUUCCUCUAUGCAAUCAGAUAUAAUCAAUACUCCAAUUAAUCCUAAAUUAACAAAUUUGAAUGCUGAUCACGAUUUAAUAAAUUCCAUCAAUGAACCAUCUUAUUCAACGUAUGAACAAACAAAUAUCAUGAAUAAUAUUUUUAAUCCUCCCACAAGCACAAGUUCAUCAUAUUUUAUUAAUACUGAUAGAUUCAUAGAAACAGAGUCAGAUUAUGGAGAUUUAUAUCAAGAUCAUUAUUUUCCAACGAAUACAAUUCAAGAUACAUUAUUAGAUUUUAUUUCGAUCGAUGAUGAAUCAUUAAGUGAAAAACAAGAUCUACCUGAUUUAAAUAAAAUUUAUUAUGAAUUAAAAGAACAACGUUAUGUUGCAACAUUAACUAAUGAUACAAAUAAAGAACAAACAGAAAAUGAUGAUAUUGAAUCUUUUAAUUUAGACACAUUAUCUUCUAUUUCAAACUUACCGUUCAACGGAUACCGUCAAGUAUUUGGUAUCUAUAAUGAAGGUACUAAUACAGUCGAUGAUUCAACAUCUUAUAUUUCACAAAAUACUCAUCCUGACUUGAACAUUCGACGACAGCAACAACAACUUAAAACAGAAUUAUCUCAGACAUCAUUACAAUCACCUAUAAACAAUGACCAAUAUCAAUCUCAACAAUCCGAUGUUGCUAUACAUUCGACUGCAGCUCGUGCCUCUUCGGAUGAAAAAUCUCCUGUCAAAAAAUUCUCAUCUUCUUUAUCUAAUAAAUUAAUUAAUAAUGCUCAAUCAGACGAUUCAAUUCAUGGAACCGACGAAAGAAUUACAAAUGAUUCAUAUGAACAGAUCAAAUCAACACAAAUACAAUCACAACUCAUCCCUUCUAGCACUCCCUGGUCUUCAAAUCAACAUACAGUAGCUACUACCGAAUCUCAACGACUCCUAUCAACUUCUCCUGAUGAACAACACAAUCAAGCUCCACAAUCAUCAUUACAUCAACAACUACAAAUUAUCAAUGAUGAAUAUCCAUGGUGUUCCAGUUAUUAUACUAUUAUUGAUGCUGAAUCAAAUCUUGAUCGCUUUUAUAAUCAGCUGCUUGUCAAUGAACAAUCAUCUGUUUCAACAACUGUCAACAAUCAGAAUGAAGAUCUUAAUACACAAAACAAAAAAACACAGGAUGAUGAUAAUGAUGAUGGAUUUCAUAUUGUACAACGACGUAAACGUAUACCUUCAUCUACAACACAUGAACAAUCAGUAUCAUCAUCUACGAUGACCACUAAAUCACCACUUAGUCCUGAUAUUGAUGUUGAACCAAUAAUUAUCCAUGGAAAUCCCAAUGUAACAGUACCUAUUCUACCAAUAAUUGAACAAACUACUGAUAGAAGUAGUAAGAAAAAACAAAAGAAAAAGAAAAAAGAUAAAAUUGAUGUGAUUUUAUUUGAUGCUCCUGAAUUAACUUUAUCAGAUAUGAACAAAAAGACAAAUGACAAUAUGAAAUCUUCAACAGCCCAAGAAGAAGAACAACAACAACAACAACAAGAAAAUGAAAGAUUGAAGUAUGAGGAUGAAAAACUAUAUAAAAAAUCACCUGUACAUCCAAAUGAACAACAACAAAAGUUAUAUAUACAAAAACUACAUACUCCUAUACAAUCGCAACAUUUUUCAACUUCUCUAGAUGAACAAUACAAUCAAGCUCAACAACUACAAGUUAUAAAUGACGACUACUCAUGGUAUUCAAGUCAUUAUAGUAUUAUUGAUGCUGAAUCAAAUCUUAAUCGCUUUUACAGUCAACUAAAUCCUCCUAAAGAACAAUCAUCAACUCCACCAACUGCCAACAUAAAAAACAGCAAAACAGAAGAUGAUCAUGAUGAAUUUCAUAUUGUACAACGUCGUAAACGUAUACCUUCAUCCACGACACAUGAUAAAUCUUCAUCAUCAUCUACGUUAACCAAUAUAUCACCACUUAGUCCUGAUAUUGAUCUUGAACCAUUUAUUCUUCAUGGAAAUCCCAAUAUAUCACUACCUGCUCCAUCAAUUAUUGAACAAACUACUGACAGAGGUAGUAAGAAAAAACAAAAGAAAAAGAAGCACGAGAAAACUGAAACAGUAUUAUUCGAUGCUCCUGAAUUAGUUUUAUCAAGUAUGAACAAGGACACAAACAACGCUUUGAAAACAUCAACAGUAAAAGAAGAAAAACAACAAGAAAAUGAAAUACAAUAUAAAGAAUCAUCUGUACACCCUAAUAAACAACAACAAGAGUCAUAUAUACAAAAAUUACCUACUCCUAUUGAAUCUCAGCAUCCCGUCUCAGCUCACCAACAACUACAAGUUAUGAAUGAUGACUACUCAUCGUAUUCAAGUCAUUAUAGUAUUAUUGAUGCUGAAACAAAUCUUGGCCGCUUUUACGAUCAGCCGCUUGCCAAUGAACAAUCAUCAGUUCCAACAACUACCACCAGUCAGAAUGAAGAUCUCAAUACACAAAACAACAAAACAGAAGAUUAUGGUGAUGAUGAUGGAUUUUAUAUUGUACAGCGUCGUAAACGUAUACCUUCAUCGACAACACAUGAUCAAUCACUGUCAUCAUCUACGGCUAUUACUAGACCAGCAGUGCCACGAGUUAGUCCUGAUAUAGAUCUUAGACCAGCCAUCCUUCACGGAAAUCGCGGUAUAUCGGUACCUAUUGCACCAAUGAUGGAACACACUACCGAUAGAAGUAGUAAGAAAAAACAGAAAAAAAAGAAGAAUGAAAAAAAUGAUACGAUAUUAUAUGAUACUCCUGAAUUAAUUUUGUCAAAUAUGGACACAAACACGAACAACGCUACGAAAUCACCAACAACAAAAGAAGAAGAGCGAAAAGAAAAUGAAAGAUUGAAGCAUGAAGAUGAAAAACAAUAUAAAGAAUCAUCUAUUCGGUACUCAAAUCAGAACAAAGUAGCUCCUACGGAAUCUCAACGACUCUUAUCAACUUCUCCUGCUGAAAAAUACAAUCAGACUCAACAACAACUACAAGUUAUGAAUGAUGAUUAUUCAUGGUAUUCAAGUCAUUAUAGUAUUAUUGAUGCCGAAACUAAUCUUGAUCGAUUUUACAAUCAACUAAAUCCUCCUAAGGAACAAUCAUUAGUUGCAACAACUGUUAACAAUAAGAACGAAGAUCUCAUCAUACAAAACAACAAACAACAAGAUGAUGAUGAUGAUGAAUUUCAUAUUGUACAACGUCGUAAACGUAUACCUUCAUCAACAACACAUGAUAAAACAUUAGCAUCAUCUACGAUGACCACUAAACUACCAGUUAGUCCAGAUAUUGAUCUAGAACCAUUUAUUCUUCAUGGAAAUCCCAAUAUAUCACUACCUAUUCCACCAAUUGUUGAACAAACUACUGAUAGAGGUAGUAAGAAAAAACAAAAGAAAAAAAAGCAUGAGAAAAUUGAAACGAUAUUAUUCGAUGCUCCUGAAUUAGUUUUAUCAAGUAUGAACAAGGACAUAAACAACGCUUUGAAAACAUCAACAGUGAAAAAGGAAGAAAGUCAAAGCAAUGGUAAACCAAUUGACUUAGGUUUAAGGAACGACAGUUUUCAGUUGACUACCACACAAACUUUGCAAGAUUCUGUAUCAACUGUUAUUCUUGUUGAUAGACCUGGUUCAGAUACUUCAUCAAAGAAUGAGUUAGAUCUUCGAUAUUCGUUACUACUUGAUCAUCUUGAUACUAUUAUUCAACCAAUACUUAAAUCAUCACCAUCAGAGACGACUGAAAAUCAAUUGAAAUCAUCAAAAAUUGAAUCAAAUACUUAUCCACAUCAAGAGAAACAAGAAUCAAUCUAUGACAGGAUUUCUAGUGUCAAGGAAUCUUUGCAACAUUUUAUUGAAGAUAUUCGACUAACUAAAGCAAAUAAGGAAAAAGAAGGUGAAGAUGCUACAAAUACUAUUGCACACCAACAAGCUCCGAUACCAACUACUCUAGCAACAAAUUUAUCAACUGUAUUGACGGGUACCAGAUCAGAGAAUACUAAGGUAUCCACAAAUGUCGAAGAAGAAGAAUAUGCAACCGAAAAAUUCCUUCGAUCAUUGGAGUCUUUGAAACAUACAAGUAAAAAUAAAUCUAUCCAAAAGGAUAGACUGUCAAAUGUACAGAAUCUACAAUCGAUAUCUACUACUUCAACCACUGAUGCUGCUCGAAAACCAGAAAAAUUUGAAAAAACACUUCAAUCAUCAUUCAGUGAUACACAAGAUCAUCACGGUAUAUCUGAUGCAGUUACCACUACUAUAUCAAAUGUCAAAGACGUACUAGCCAAUCUUACCUUUUCGAACGAGAAAAGCAAGGACGUUAAGAAAAAGAAAAAAUCUGUUAACAAUUCAUACGAACAGAACAGAUCAACACAAGAACAACUAACACAAAUACAAUCACAACUCAUCCCUUCUAGCUCUCCUUGGUAUUCGAAUCAAUACAAAGUAACUCCUUCUGAAUCUCAACGACUCUUAUCAACUUCUCCUGAUGAAAAAUACAAUCAACGUCAACAACAACUACAAGUUAUGAAUGAUGACUAUUCAUGGUAUUCAAGUCAUUAUAGUAUUAUUGAUGCUGAAUCCAAUCUUGAUCGCUUUUACCGUCAACUAAAUACUCCUAAGAAACAAUCAUCAGUUGCAACAACUGUUAAAAUUCAGAAGGAAGAUCUCAAUACACAAAAGAACAAAACAGAAGAUUAUGGUGAUGAUGAUGGAUUCUAUAUUGUACAACGUCGUAAACGUAUACCUUCAUCCACGACACAUGAUAAAUCUUCAUCAUCAUCUACGUUAACCAAUAUAUCACCACUUAGUCCUGAUAUUGAUCUAGAACCAUUUAUUCUUCAUGGAAACCCCAAUAUAUCACUACCUGCUCCAUCAAUUAUUGAACAAACUACUGACAGAAGUAGUAAGAAAAAACAAAAGAAAAAGAAGCACGUGAAAAUUGAAACAAUAUUAUUCGAUGCUCCUGAAUUAAUUUUAUCAGAUAUAAACAAGAAGGCAAACGAUACUAUGCAAUCUUCAACAGCACAAGAAGAAAAACAAGAAGAAAAUGAAAUACAAUAUGAAGCAUCAUCUGCACAUCCAAAUGAACCACAACAACAAGAGUCAUAUAUACAAAAACUACACAUUCCUUCUGGCGCUCCUUGGUAUUCAAGUCAAUAUAAAGUAGCUUCUACUGAAUCUGAUCGACUCUUCCCAACUCAGCAUUCUUCAACUUCUCCUGAUGAACAACACAAUCAAGGUCAACAACAACUACAAGUUAUGAAUGAUGACUAUUCAUGGUAUUCAAGUCAUUAUAGUAUUAUUGAUGCCGAAACAAAUCUUGAUCGAUUUUAUAGUCAGCUGCUAGUCAAAGAACAAUCAUCAGUUGCAACAACUGUUAACAAUAAGAACGAAGAUCUCAACAUACAAAACAACAAACCACAAGAUGAUGAUGAUGAAUUUCAUAUUGUACAACGCCGAAAACGUAUACCUUCGUCGACAACACAUGAUCAAUCAGUGCCAUCAUCCACGAUGAUCAAUAUAUCACCACUUAGUCCUGACAUAGAUCUUGAACCAUUUAUUCUUCAUGGAAAUCCCAAUAUAUCAGCACCUAUCCCACCAAUUACUGAACAAACUACUGAUAGAGGUAGUAAGAAAAAACAGAAGAAAAAGAAAAAAGAUAAAAUUGAUGUGAUUGUAUUCGAUGCUCCUGAAUUAAUUUUAUCAGAUAUAAACAAGAAGACAAACGAUACUAUGCAAUCUUCAACAACAAAAGAAGAAAAACAAGAAGAAAAUGAAAUACAAUAUAAAGAACCAUCUGUACAUCCAAAUGAACAACAACAACAAGAGUCAUAUAUACAAAAACUACAUAUUCCUUCUGGCGCUCCUUGGUAUUCAAGUCAAUAUAAAGUAGCUUCUACUGAAUCUGAUCGACUCUUUUCAACACAGCAUUCUUCAGCUUCUCCUAACGAACAAUACAAUCAAACUCAACCACAACUACAAGUUAUGAAUGAUGACUAUUCGUGGUAUUCAAGUCAUUAUAGUAUUAUAGAUGCUGAAUCAAAUCUUAAUCGCUUUUACAGUCAACUAAAUCCUCCCAAGGAACAUUCAUCAACUCCACCAACUGCCAACAUAAAGAAUAACAAAACAGAAGAUGACAGUAACGAUGAAUUUCAUAUUGUACAACGACGUAAACGUAUACCUUCAUCGACAACACAUGAUAAAACAUUAGCAUCAUCUACGAUCACCACCAAAUCACCUCUUGGCCCUGACAUUGAUCUUAAACCAUUUAUUCUUCAUGGAAAUCCCAGUGUACCUGUACCUAUUCCACUAAUUGCUGAACAAACUACUGAUAGAAGUAGUAAGAAAAAACAAAAGAAAAAGAAAUAUGACAAAAGUAAUGCGAUAUUAUACGAUGCUCCUGAAUUAAUUUUAUCAAAUAUGAACAAGGACAUAAGCAAUACCCUACAAUCUCAAAUAGCUCUGGAAGAGAAUUGCGAAAAAAAUAUUAGCGUGACCAAAAUACCAUUAUUAAGUGAAACAUUCAAUGAUGAAGUUAAACAAAUAUAUGAAGACUCAUCUAUACUUUCAAGCAAACUACAGCAAGAAACUCAAGCAACGUCAAUUAGUUAUACUACUCAAAUGACCAAUGAGGCAGAUAACAAGAGGAAUGAAUCGAAAUUACUAUCUGCUCAAGAUAUGUCUACAUCGAAUGCUGCCCAGAUUAAUACUGAAACAAUGGACCAUAAAUUGAUAGAACAACAAUCAAUUCCAGAAUCCUUACGGUCUUUGAAAAAUAUAAUGGUUAAAGAUGGUAGUACUAAAGUAAUCGUUUCACCACAAGAUAAUGAAGGAUUUCAAUUAGUAACUCAUAGCAAACGGGUACAUCCAGAAACAAGACGUGAAAAGACAUCAUCAUCACCAUCAACUGUUACACAGCAAAUGCUCACUACCUUUGCCGAAAUAGAAAAGAAAACAAAGAAAUCUAAAAAUGAUAAACAAAAGAUUAUCUCAUCAUCAAGUUCCGAUUCAUUACAAACUGAUCGACAUUCAACAGAACAAGAAACAAUUUUACAAUCUUCAAUUCCAUGUUCGUCUAUUACCGAUAGUUUGAAUGUGUUAUCCGAAACCAAACUACCGUCAACUACAAAAACAAUGGUAAUUGAUACAAAACCUUCUAUAUGUCUUGAAGAGAAUGAAGAUAAUGAAGGCUUUCAAGUUGUACAUCAUCACAAGCAUAUAAAAUCAACACCGAGAUCAGAAAAAACUUCAGUUUCAUCACCGACAAAGAAUACAUCCAUUCAAAAUAUUAGUCAUGAUAUUGAUCUAAAACCUGCAAUAAUUCACGGACAUCAGAAUUCAACAUCGCAAUCAACUCUCCACACAAGCACUAUUGUUGAAACUCUUCCCAAUGAAAAAAAACAAGUGCCAGUAAAGCAACAGCAACAGAAGAAGACGAAGAAACAAAAAUCAUCAUUUAGCACAUCGCUUCAAUCAACGUCGACUAGUGAAGGUGAUAGCUAUGAAAUACCUACAAAAAUCAAAGAAGAAACCGAAAAAUCACAAUCAACACUUGAUAAUCAUGGGCAACACUUAAAAGAUCCUACGUACACAACAAGUUUUGAUAAGAAUAUCAAAGUAAAUCAAGUACCUGUUACAGAACACUCGAUCAAGCAAAUCGUUAACGAAUGUCCUGUAUUACCUGACAAUCAGAUUAAAACUACAGAUAAACAGUCAUUAACUAAUCAAGUUAUCUCAUCUACAACAAUUAGUACCAGUAAUAUUGGUAUUGAAAGAUCCACAUUGAUCGACGACGACCAUGAUAAUGAAUUUAAAGUUGUGUCUAGUCAUAAACGUACACCUUCAUCAGCAGCUUCAACGAUGUUCACGAUAUCCGAGGAAAAAUCACACAAACUAGAAAAUAUCAAAGAAGAUAUUCCAUCAUCAUCAUCAACAAUGGAUAUCAAUUUUAUUCCUCUAUCUAUAGAAGAAACUAGAGAUCGAAAUGCAAAUUAUACUAUCCAAAAAGUUCCCGAACCUAUUAUUUUAGCUGCAAAUACCGAUGAAACAUCAUCAACCGAUACUACAUGUGAUUCUAUUACUUCUCAAAUAAAUGAAUCAAUACCAGAAACAUAUAUCAGUCAAGAUUCAUUAAAAUCAAUUGUAUUUACACGAACCAGUGAAUUUCAUGACAAAGCCAAUGAUCUUCCAACUGCAGAACAAAUAGAAACGUCAACAAGUAAAACACCUGCAAAAAGACGAAAGAAGAAACUACGAAUAAAAGAAAAAACUGAUGAUGAAAAUGCGUCAACUACUUCAGCCAGUGCAACUAGUACCAAAAACAAUUCACAUAUUAAUAAUAAAUCCACUGUUCAAAAAUUGAAUCAUGAAGAACAAGAAUCUAAAGCAACAAAUCAAUCAUUUAAUACAUCAGAUAUUUCAUCAGUCAAACAACUUAAACCUCAACAAAUACCAAUAAAGAAUACAUCUAUUCCUUCGUCUUCAUCAUUAAAACAAACAACUGAAUUUUCUACUUUACGUUCAACACAUUUUAAUGAAGAACAACAUUCUCAAAUUGAAACAAAUAAUAAAUUAGAUUUAUUCUUACCUGAAUAUAUGCGUCAACAAUUAAGUACAAGUCAAUCAAGUUCAUCAUCAAUAGUACAGUCAAAAGAUGAACGAAAUAUUCCUUCAGCAACAACAAUAACAGCAUCUGAUAUUAUUCGUAAGAAGAAACAACGACCAAGUAUGCUUACAAAAGACCAUGAAGCUAAAAGUUUAUUAACAAAUGAAUUCGAUAUAAAUCCUGAUAAACAACUUAAUCAAGAAAUUGUUUUAACUAAUGAUACUACUAUUGAUGAAGAUGAUGAAAAUAUUCAUGAUGAUGAUGAUGAAUUUAUUGUUCAAAAUUUUGAUAAUGAAAAUAAAUUAACUAAUAAUUCACCUGAACAAAAUAUUGAUAAUAUUCUAACACGUGGUUUUUAUCUUUGGUUACAUGAAGGUCAAGCAUUAUCUCAAAAGAAUAAUAAAGUUUCAUCAUCAACUAGUAAAGACUUACCUAAUGCUAUGCAACAAAUUGUUAUUCAACCGACCGAAACUGAUGAAGAUGAAGAUUCAUGGAAUACAAAUGAAAUGAUUAAAUCAACUUAUAUGAUUGGUAUUCAAUCGGAAAAGAAAAUUCAUAUGACAAAUGCAUAUUUUAUCAAUCAUCCUCGAUCUGUUUCAAUACCUUCAUGGUUAAUAGCACAAGCCAAUGAUAAUACAUUUCGUGAUGAUACGAAAAAAUCUCAUUCAGAUGAUGAAGAUGAUUCAACUAAAAAUACAUCGUACAAAAAAAAUUCUUAUAAAACUGAUACAGAAUUCUCAAUAAUGAAAAAAUCAAAUUCAAAUAAUGUACAACAAUGUUUAAAUAAACAUUUCUAUCAACAAUUCAACAAGAAUAAUCUUCGUAGAAUUAAUUUUGAUGAUUGGGCACAUUUUCUUGAACAUAAAACUGAAAAUAAUUUAUCAACAUCGUUAGAAUAUUUCUAUACUCGAACAUUUGAUGAAGAUACUUUAAUAUCGGAAUCAUUACCUAUUGAACAUUCAAUUAAACAUGAAAAAUAUCGUUAUGGAGAUUUUUUAUUAUCUAAUAAUGAUGUUUUCGUAACUGAAUCUAAUAUUCAACAUCCAAUACAUAAAUCAAAACCACCAUCAGAAUAUUUUCAACAUUGGCCAAAACAAGAAUCAAUUUCAAUACAAGAUGAUAAUGAUGAUGAUGAAAUAUUUAUAUGUCACUCAAAAAAUGGUCUUAGCCGACGAAUGAAACUUUAA